This is a messenger RNA of Otolemur garnettii (small-eared galago), 3846 nucleotides long. It is a transcript of the gene ARHGAP33, whose product is annotated as Rho GTPase activating protein 33. NCBI's taxonomy places the organism in Eukaryota, Metazoa, Chordata, Mammalia, Primates, Galagidae. Gene Ontology annotation, cellular component: cell cortex; fibrillar center; Golgi apparatus. The transcript has 18 exons. The record is from RefSeq and is a predicted model, not a curated record. The coding region runs from base 55 to 3438 and encodes 1127 amino acids. Gene Ontology annotation, biological process: small GTPase-mediated signal transduction. Gene Ontology annotation, molecular function: GTPase activator activity; protein binding.
UUUUCUUGCCUUCCAGAGCUUCCCCCACCCCCAGAGGGUGCUAGGGCUGCCCAGAUGCUGGUACCACUGCUGCUGCAGUACCUGGAGACCUUGUCAGGACUGGUGGACAGUAACCUCAACUGUGGGCCUGUACUCACCUGGAUGGAGCUGGACAAUCAUGGCCGGCGACUGCUCCUCAGUGAGGAGGCCUCACUUAACAUCCCUGCGGUGGCCGCUGCUCAUGUGGUGAAACGGUACACAGCCCAGGCACCAGAUGAGCUAUCAUUCGAGGUGGGAGACAUCGUCUCAGUGAUUGACAUGCCACCCACGGAGGAUCGCAGCUGGUGGCGGGGCAAACGUGGCUUCCAGGUCGGUUUCUUCCCCAGUGAGUGUGUGGAACUCUUCACUGAGCGGCCAGGUCCAGGCCUAAAGGCUGAUUCUGAUGGUCCUUCAUGUGGCAUCCCGGCUCCCCAGGGUAUCUCAUCUCUGACCUCAGCUGUGCCUCGGCCACGUGGGAAACUGGCUGGCCUCCUCCGCACUUUCAUGCGCUCCCGCCCUUCUCGGCAGCGCCUUCGGCAGCGGGGAAUCCUACGGCAGAGGGUGUUUGGCUGCGACCUUGGAGAGCACCUCAGCAACUCAGGCCAGGACGUGCCCCAGGUGCUGCGCUGCUGCUCCGAGUUUAUCGAGGCCCACGGGGUGGUGGAUGGAAUCUACCGGCUCUCAGGCGUGUCUUCCAACAUCCAGAGGCUGCGGCAUGAGUUUGACAGUGAGAGGAUCCCUGAACUGUCUGGCCCUGCCUUCCUGCAGGACAUCCAUAGUGUGUCCUCCCUCUGCAAGCUCUACUUCCGAGAGCUGCCAAACCCCUUGCUCACCUACCAGCUCUAUGGGAAGUUCAGUGAGGCCAUGUCAGUGCCUGGGGAAGAGGAACGUCUGGUACGGGUCCACGAUGUCAUCCAACAGCUGCCGCCACCACAUUAUAGGACCCUGGAAUACCUGCUCAGGCACCUGGCUCGCAUGGCAAGACACAGUGCCAACACCAGCAUGCAUGCCCGCAACCUGGCCAUCGUCUGGGCACCCAAUCUACUACGGUCCAUGGAGCUGGAGUCAGUGGGGCUGGGUGGGGCGGCAGCCUUCCGGGAAGUUCGGGUGCAGUCAGUGGUGGUAGAAUUUCUCCUCACCCACGUGGAUGUCCUGUUCAGUGAUACCUUCACCUCUGCUGGUCUUGACCCUGCAGGCCGCUGCCUCCUCCCCAGGCCCAAGUCGCUUGCAGGCAGCAGUCCCUCCACUCGCCUGCUAACGCUGGAAGAAGCCCAGGCUCGCACUCAAGGCCGGCUGGGGACACCCACUGAGCCUACAACUCCCAAGGCCCCAGCCUCACCUGUGCAAAGGAGAAAAGGGGAGAGAGGGGAGAAACAGAGGAAGCCAGGGGGUAGCAGCUGGAGGACAUUCUUUGCACUGGGUCGGGGCCCCAGUGUCCCCCGAAAGAAGCCCCUGCCCUGGCUGGGGAGCACCCGUGCCCCACCACAACCUUCAGGCAACCGAUCUGAUACGGUCACCCUGAGAUCUGCCAAGAGCGAGGAGUCUCUGUCAUCGCAGGCCAGCGGGGCUGGCCUCCAGAGGCUGCACAGGCUACGGCGGCCGCACUCCAGCAGUGAUGCUUUUCCUGUGGGCCCAGCACCUGCUGGCUCCUGUGAGAGCCUGUCCUCAUCAUCCUCCUCUUCAUCCUCCUCCUCGACCUCCUCCUCAUCCUCUGAGUCCUCAGCAGCUGGGCUGGGGGCACUCUCUGGGUCCCCCUCACACCGAACAUCAGCCUGGCUAGAUGAUGGUGACGAGCUGGACUUCAGCCCACCCCGCUGCCUGGAGGGACUCCGGGGACUUGACUUUGAUCCCCUUACCUUCCGCUGCAGCAGCCCCACCCCAGGGGACCCUGCACCUCCUGCCAGCCCAGCACCCCCAGCCCCUGCAUCUGCCUUCCCACCCAGGGCAACCCCACAGGCUCCCUCACCUCGUGAACCCACCAGCCCUGCUUCACCCACUGCCCUGGACAUCUCAGAGCCUCUUUCUGUGUCAGUGCCACCUGCUGUACUAGAACUGCUGGGGGCUGGGGGAGCACCUGCCUCAGUCUCCCCGACACCAGCGGUCAGCCCUGGCCCAGGCCUGCGUCCCCAUCUCAUCCCACUGCUGCUGCAUGGAGCCGAGGCCCAGCUAAGCGACCACUGCCAACAAGAGAUCUGCAGCAAGCUAGCACUGCCUGCUCCCCGGGGAGCCCAGAGCCAGUAUGGUCCUGGUAUGGAUUCACCGUUGCUGCCCCCACCCCUGACCCUCCUGCGCCCUGGUGGUGCACCACCUCCACCCCCCAAGAACCCAGCACGCCUCAUGGCCCUGGCCCUGGCUGAGCGGGCUCAGCAGGUAGCAGAGCGACAGAGCCAACAGGAGCAUGGGGGCACCCCACCUGCUCCCCACUCCCCUUUCCACCGCUCACUGUCACUGGAGGUGGGCGAGGAGCCCCUGGGGACCUCAGGGAGUGGGCCACCCCCUCACUCUGUAGCCCAGCAGGAUGCCUGGGCCCCAGGACUCCAAUCCUACUUACCAAGGCAGCAAAGUGAUGGGAGCCUGGUAAGGGGCCAGCGACCCAUAGGGACCUCAAGGAGGGGACUCAGAGGCCCCACCCCAGUUCCUACCCCUGGCUUCUUCUCCCCAGCUCCCAGGGAGCGCCUGCCACCCUUCCUUGGGGUCCCCAAACCAGGCUUAUACCCCGUAAGCCCCAUGUCCUUCCAGUCUAGCUCCCUAGCCCCAGUAUGGAGAAGCUCCCUGGGCCCUCCCACACCACUCGACAGGGGAGAGAACCUGUACUAUGAGAUAGGGGCAAGUGAAGGGUCCCCCUAUUCUGGCCACACUCGGUCCUGGAGUCCCUUUCGCUCUAUGCCCCCUGAUAGGCUCAAUGCCUCAUAUGGCAUGGUUGGCCAGUCGCCACCUCUCCACCGGUCCCCCAACUUCCUGCUCAGCUACCCAACGCCCCCCUCCUGCUUUCCCCCUGACCACCUUGGCUACUCGGCGCCCCAGCACCCUGCCCGGCGUCCCACCCAGCCUGAGCCCCUCUAUGUUAACCUAUCUCUAGGGCCCAGGGGUUCCUCACCUGCCUCUUCCUGCUCCUCUUCUCCUCCUGCCCACCCCCGAAGCCGUUCAGAUCCUGGCCCUCCAGCCCCCCGCCUCCCUCAGAAACAGCGGGCACCCUGGGGCCCCUUUACCCCUCAUGGUGUACCUGGACCCUGGGGGCCUCCCGAGUCACUCCAAGUCUAUAGGGCAGCCCCACCAGCCUAUGGGAGGGGGGGCGAGCUCCACCGAGGGUCCUUGUACAGAAAUGGAGGGCAAAGAGGGGAGGGGGCUGGUCCCCCACCCCCUUACCCCACUCCCAGCUGGUCCCUCCAUUCUGAGGGACAGACCCGAAGCUACUGCUGAGCUAGAGCUGGGAAGCCCCUUCCUCCGUUCCCUUCACCCUCGCUGGAUCUUGGCCCAACCUAGUCCCUUUUUUGUACUUUGAGCUCCUGACCCUACCCCAGGUUUCUAACUUUGUACUUGUUUCUGAUGUGGAUCCCUAACCAAUAAUCAUAGCUUUCCUACCCUGGGCAGAGGGGUACACCCUCCCCCCGCCACCAUCCUCCAUCCUGGGGGCCCUCACACAAAUCUGAGGGAGGGCUAGGCUGACACCUUGUCCUCCCUUUCCCUCCAGGAGCCCCCAGCAUGUCCUGAUCUGUGCACAGGGGGCACGGGGACAGCUCCAGCCCUUCUUUCCCUACACACCCCACUAAACCAUCUGACAAAAUUAAUGAAUAAAAAUGGUGAAAAUGUGACUGCUGGGGUCACGCU